CUUCACAAAAAUAAACAUCGACAUCGGGUAUGUAUAAAUAAAUGCCAGAAUUCAAAGAGAUUUUAUUUUAAGAGGAUUAAGCACAGCAAUAUAGUUAAUACUGUGCUGUGAUAGUGGUAUGAAGCUAGUUUACUGAUCAACGAGUGAUAAAACAAAAUCCAAAGUAACCAACAAGAAUUAAGUUGUUAUGAAUAGUAGAACAGUGGAAAUAACUGUAUUGUUUUUUGCGAAAGCUAGGGAAAUUGUAGGUAAACCAUCUGUUUUACUACCUAUAGAAUCACCGGUAACACAUAAACAACUAUUAGAACAGAUUGUAAUUAAGUAUUCUUUACAAGAUAUACAAAACCAAAUCAUUUUAUCCGUUAAUGAGCGUUUUUGGCAACCAAACGACAUUAUCAAUUUAAAUUCAGGGGAUGAAAUAGCAGUGAUACCUCCAUUGAGUGGUGGAUAAACAUAAAGAUGAAUUAUCUAAAAUUAACUUCUGAAAAAUUGUCCCCAGAGGUAAUAACUGACCUUGUAAGCUCAGGUUCAUGUGGUGCUAUUUCACUAUUUAUUGGAACAACAAGGGACAAUUUUGAGGGAAAAACUGUAGAAACAUUAGAAUAUGAAGCUUAUGAGUCAAUGGGAAUCAAAUGCAUGGAGACAAUAUGUAGUAACAUUCGAGAACAAUGGUCUUCUGUAGUGAAUAUUGCAAUCUAUCACAGGUUGGGCUUAGUUCCUGUCAAAGAGGCCAGUAUCAUUAUUGGAAUAUCUUCACCACAUAGGGCAGAUGCAAUAAAGGCCACAGAAUUCUGUAUUGACAAUGUGAAAAAAUCUGUUCCGAUUUGGAAAAAAGAACACUACAAAGAUGAUACGCCCCAAUGGAAGGAAAACAAAGAAUCUCAAACGUUUCAGGUACAUCAAUCCGUUGAAGCUCCCCGCGUUCUUCCACAUUUAAUACAGAUCAAGGCAUCUAAGGCUGAAGUUGACAGUAGAAUAAAUAAACUUAUGGAAAGAAAAAGGUACGAAAUAGACUUAAACAAUCUCCAUGAGUUUUGUCCGAGCGAUAGAACUUCCGAAUUUACGUGUGCAAGAGUUGAUGCAGUCGUUCACAAAAGGAAGGAUGGCAAAAGUCACUUACAAGUAAAUCGAGUAAUAAACUCGUAUCAAUGGCGUGACCAAAUCAGUUCUAAUUAUUUAACCAAACAUAUUCCGCCGAAUGGCAUAGAAGAAAGACUGCAGAACCUAGAGGAACAACUAACAUUGAGCACACCUGUUCCUAAAAAUGUUUACCAACGCCUUCAAAAUUUAGAAGAUCGAUUGAUAUAUUUAGAAUCUAUUUCACCUGAAUAUGUCCAAUUUUGGAAUAAAAUUGUAGUCCCAAAUGGAAGUUCAGCAAAGAAGAAAGUAUUUACAAUUAGUGAAAUUGAUGCUUUAAUUGCUGAAGUACAAAGAGUAUAAUGUAACCUUAGUUUGUAAUUAAAAAAAUAAAUUUGUUAAUCAAAUGUUUACCCGA
Diabrotica virgifera virgifera (western corn rootworm) is the source of this 1495-nucleotide messenger RNA. It is a transcript of the gene Mocs2B, whose product is annotated as molybdopterin synthase catalytic subunit. Bases 460 to 1440 code for a protein of 326 amino acids. The transcript has 5 exons. NCBI's taxonomy places the organism in Eukaryota, Metazoa, Arthropoda, Insecta, Coleoptera, Chrysomelidae. Gene Ontology annotation, molecular function: molybdopterin synthase activity. Gene Ontology annotation, biological process: Mo-molybdopterin cofactor biosynthetic process. Gene Ontology annotation, cellular component: cytosol. The record is from RefSeq and is a predicted model, not a curated record.